Penaeus vannamei (Pacific white shrimp) is the source of this 2486-nucleotide messenger RNA. Lineage: Eukaryota; Metazoa; Arthropoda; Malacostraca; Decapoda; Penaeidae. The record is from RefSeq and is a predicted model, not a curated record.
AUCUACCACUACAUUUCGGAAAGGAAAUUCAAUUGUUUUUUCUUCUCUUCGCAGCGUGAGUGCAUCAGCGUCCACAUCGGUCAGGCCGGCGUGCAGAUCGGCAACGCUUGCUGGGAACUGUACUGCUUGGAACACGGAAUCCAGCCCGACGGCCACCUCGCCGAAGAUGUUGCUCAAGAGGAAAAUAUGUACACAACCUUCUUCCAAGAGACAGGAAGGGGCAAAUAUGUCCCACGUGCAAUCUACGUGGAUCUGGAACCUACUGUUGUUGACGUGGUCAGGACCGGCCCUUACCGCCAACUGUUCCACCCUGAACAGCUGAUCAAUGGUAAGGAGGACGCAGCCAACAACUACGCUCGUGGCCAUUACACCAUUGGGAAAGAACAAGUGGAUUUAGUCAUGGACAAGCUGCGCAAGAUGGCAGAUGCUUGCUCAGGUCUUCAGGGCUUCCUCGUCUUCCACUCCUUCGGCGGAGGCACCGGAUCUGGCUUCACGUCCCUUCUGAUGGAAAGACUCUCGGUUGACUACGGCAAGAAGAGCAAACUGCAGUUCACCGUGUACCCCGCCCCACAGAUCUGCACGGCGGUCGUCGAGCCCUACAACUCCAUCCUGACGACCCACACGACCCUCGAGCACUCCGACUGCGCCUUCAUGGUCGACAACGAAGCCAUCUACGACAUCUGCAGGAGGAACCUGGGCAUCGAGCGCCCCUCCUACGAGAACCUCAACCGCCUCAUCGGCCAGAUCGUGUCGUCCAUCACCGCGUCGCUCAGGUUCGACGGCGCCCUCAACGUGGACCUGACCGAAUUCCAGACCAACCUCGUGCCUUAUCCCAGGAUCCACUUCCCUCUCGUCACGUACGCGCCCGUGCUCAGCGUGGAAAAGGCUUACCACGAACAGCUGUCUGUGGCCGAGAUUACAAACGCUUGUUUCGAGCCCAACAACCAGAUGGUGAAGUGUGAUCCCAGGCACGGAAAAUACAUGGCAUGUUGCCUGCUGUACCGUGGAGACGUUGUCCCCAAGGAUGUCAACUCUGCCAUCGCUGCCAUCAAGACAAAGAGGCAGAUUCAGUUCGUGGACUGGUGUCCUACUGGCUUCAAGGUGGGCAUCAACUACCAGGCUCCCACGGUGAUCCCCAACGGCGACAUGGCUCCCACACAGCGCGCCGUGUGCAUGAUCUCCAACACGACCGCCAUCGCCGAGGCUUGGGCCAGACUCAACCACAAGUUCGACCUCAUGUACUCCAAGCGCGCCUUCGUUCACUGGUACGUCGGAGAGGGCAUGGAGGAGGGUGAGUUCGCAGAGGCUCGCGAAGACUUGGCUGCCCUCGAGCACGACUACGAGGAGGUGGCCCAGGACUCGAACCAGGACGAGGACGAGGACAUCGAGUAUUAAGGAGGGGCGAGAGGAGGCGGAGCGGCGGGGAUUCGAGUCCGUCGUGGAGAGCGAGAAGGAGGGAGAGAGAGUGGGAAAGAAGGGGGAAGAGGAGACGGAGAGGAAAGGAAACAGAGAAAAAAAUAGAGAUGGAAAGAGCUGGUGGAUAUGAAAGAGAGAAAGAGAGGGGUAACAAGUAGAAAGAGGGAAAAGAGAGAGAAAACAGCCUUCUAUUUGUUUGUUUAUAACUUGAACGCUAAAAUAUAAUAAGAGAGCUGGCUGGACUGCAGAUGGGACCAAAGAUUAGACAGUGAGAGGUGGAAGCCUAGUGCUCACUAAUUCAUAAGAUUAGUAGCAAUGUUAGUCAUGUUUGUUUUUGUUAAUUAUAUGAAUAGUUAAAGGAAAGAAAACUUGAUCUGAAUACUUUAUGAACAGGGUAUAUGAUACGAAGCUUAUAGCCAAAGAAAUUCCAUAUUAAGAAAACAUGAUAAUGGUGAAUACCAAAGACCAAACACAAUCCUAAAGAAAACCUAAAAGAGGAUGCCUUUUCAGGAGAACAUAACAAGAUAAGACGCACAAAAUAAGAAAUAAACCAAACCCACAAGAAGUCAUACUUAAAAAAAAUCUUUUCCUAAUCUUUGUAAAGGUUUGGCUCAAGUGAAAUGGCAAUGUUAAUGCUCAAUGGAACAUGUUCAUCAUGAUGCUCACUGCUCCUUAGUGUUGAAUAGCCUUCCAUUUUAUUUAUUUACAAUAAACUGCUUUACGGAAAAGUAGAUUCCAGCCUCGACACGAGAGGCACUAUAUUACUCUAUUCGUCUGCUAUGAAAAUAAUGAUAAACAGACAUUUCUUCAAGGAAAUUAUAAGCUUUAGUUAUGAUUAGUGGAUGUCACUUGUAUGUUUUGAUCCUAUACAAUGAAAAAAAAAAGAAAAAAAGACAAAAAAAUCGUUCCUCACUUUCCUUCAGCACAAGCAGCAUCCUUCAUUCACACUGUGGCUUAAUGUUUACGCUAAGUGCCCCGGCGGACCCUGAGAGCGGCCGCUAAGUGUUACUUACGGUAAGGACAUGUUUUCUACUCGUUUUGUAUAUUUCUUCAAUAAAAUAUAUAAGUUA